AUGGGAUUUUUGAGUGGAGUGCUUGGUGCGGUGAAAAACACUCAGACAUACAAUGUCGGUAAAAAUACAUUACAAAACUUGGUAAGUAAUGAAAUUAACAAUCAUCUUUGCUCAGGGCACGAGGGCUUUAAAAGGCUUUUCGAAAAGUUGCCCAAGGAAAUCGAGAAGUAUAACAGGGACGUGAAAAAACAGAAUGAUGAUAUCACAGCCAAGAUAAACAAUUUAGAGAUGCAGUUAAAUACCAUGAAUGAUAAGGUAAGUAAAGUUUUAGAAAAUGAUGCUGUUUCAGGUACAACCAAGAAAUCCGUGCAGGCUGUGACGUACAGUGAGGAGCACGUGGAAUACGCUGUGAUAAAUAUUAGGCAGUAUCUUCGUGACUGUCAAUAUAAUGCCGAUAGAUUCAACGAAGCAUUCGACCUAGAACAAAGAUUAGACAUGCAAACUGCUGUUAAUGAUCUUAACUCUAAGUUACGUAAUGAUGUACUUGUAGCCACGAAGGCAGUCAAACAUGAAACACAGCGACUUGAGCAGUUGGCGCAGAAGGAGUGGGAUGACUAUAAAUACAUGAAGAGAACGGUGAGAGCAACGAUGGAGAGUCUGAAAUUAUCAGUUAACGGUGAGGUAAAAUACCAGGUAGAUGAACUAGUUAAGAAAUUGAAAGAGAAGGUUACGGAAAUGAAAAAUAACCUUGAACCAAUUAGAGACAAUCUCGGGGAAUACAUCGGACAUUUGACUGCGUGGAAGUCAGCAGGCGACACAGCCGUUACGAAGGCGAAGUCGCAGUGUGAUGAGAUUGUUUCGAAGUUGAACGGGAGGGAUUAUCAACAAAAUUCCGGGGAUAAAGGAGCGGUGAAAAAAGCGGCAAAAGCAUUGCAAGAGAAGGCGGAAGAGCUUAGGACCAAAGCGUACGAUGCUAAGCAGCAGGUUGAGCAGAAAGUACAAGAAGCCUUGAAAGCUGUGCACCAAAUGAAUGAUGACCUGAAGCAGGAUUUGUCGAAGGUGAGGGAGGCGAUUACCGGUGAGGUUGAUAAAGUUAAGCAAGCAAUUGGGAAGCUGUAUGCAGGUAUUACGACUGGAGAAUCAGGAGAAGGAAAUGAAAAUCAAGAAAUUAAAAACAUAGUCGAAUAUUUCAGAACAAAACUUAAAGAAAUUACGGGAAGUGUGGGUGGAAGAGAGAACCCUAAAACAGGUCUCAUGGGAAUUAUCUUCCAAGUAAGAGAAUAUGCAAAAACGUUUCAGAAUAGAUUUAAAGCAUCCAUUCAGAGCAUGGUUCAACAGUUGGUGGAAUGUGAGGGUAUACAGGAGAGACUCAUAAAAUCAGUUAAAGCAAAACUUGGCAGAGGUAACAUGAUAAGAGUUGAUGAAGAAGUGAAACGCAUAAUCCAGCAGCGGAUUAUAAGUCCAAUCGAAGCCAUUAAUGCUUCUUCAUCAAACCUGGGAACGAAACCAAAUGUUGAAGCAAAUUUGUCUGAUAUUAAAGAAUAUUUAUGCAAUUACGGCAAGCAGAUUGAUGAGCAUUUACAAAGAGCGAACGCAUUUUUACAAUCCUACGCCAAACAGUUUGAACACAGCCAAAAUAGACCGGAGAUUACAGGCGACUAUUUUAUUAGUAGGGUCGUCAAAACCAUUCUUACCGCGCUACAGAAAGCGGUUAAGGGUGCGGAGAAUGAAUUCGAUCAAUUCAUAAUAGACUCCAAGAUUGCUCAGUUGAGUAUAGCUACAAGUGCAGCCGAGACGCUGGAAGACAACGUAAAAAAAGCUCUUGGCAUUGGCUCCGGUAAUAAUACAGUUGCCGUCGACGUCGAUAAAUCUAUAAAUAAUGUCAACGCUGUGGCUAGGCAGCAGUUGCCGGGUAAUAGUGUUUCAUCGGUUGACUUAAGUCAGGCCACAUCUAGUUUUACGCGUUACACAAAGCACGUUGAUCAGAGUAAACUGACUGCUCUUCAGACCACUAACCUUAAUGCCAUUCUUGACGCAAACAAACUCCCACACGCCAUCAAAGGGAUUAACGAUCAGGUGGUUGCUGAGACGUUGAAAGAUGUCGUAGAAGAAAAGAACGGAGGUGAUACACAAAUCCACAACAAAACCUUCUCCACUCUGCGCACCGCCGUCGACUCCAGCCUGGACAAAUUCACCGAAGCCGUUGAAAAGCUUGUUAAAAAGGACAGCGUCAAUACUACAGUGAAUGCCUACCUGUUGGAUUUGGAGAAGAUGCUUAAGGAAAGUGAUCCUGUCAAGGUUUCGGCUGAUGGAAUGACUGCCCACUCCUCCGUCAAAGGCCUCGAGAAAAUAAUAGGAAAUUUCACCACUCUUAAGAACAACCUGGAGAGCGGUCCCAUUGCAUUGGCCGACUAUUUCAUCGAAUCCUACGCUGACGCAGAAAAAGAUCAAACCAUACGAAACCUCAUAGAUUAUGUCUACUCCCAAGUCAACAUCGCUAAAGAUCUCCUCACCACCGCCGCCCGCCGCAACUACGUCACCUCCGUGAAAUCGCUCCUCACCGCGUUCGCGGACAAGGUCGAAAAGGAGUUGGCGGGGUUGCCGGGGGAGAUUGAUGCGGAUCUGACGAUCGGGUUCAAGGGGUUGAUGGGAAACUUUUACGAGAAGUUUAUUGAUAAAAUUAAGCCAAUCAAAGAAAUUAAUAUUAAGUCUACUCCCCAAUCAAUGCCACUGAGCACCGCAGCUGAAAAGGUACAGAGCGGUUUCGAGGAGUUCGUGGGCGCAGUUAUGAAACAGACCGAUAUGUUUGGGAAUGUGCUUGCCAAAAUUGAGACAUCAAAUCAUAAUGAUGACCAGAUUCAAGACACUUUCCCCCCUCUACUACAGACAGUUAUCUCAGUGUCACGGGCUUUGGAGGACACUUUUUCAUACCUUACGGGUUCACAUCAUUUUGACUAUGAGGUUAUUAAACAUCUGCAGAGACUACAAACGGCAUUGAAUGACUUCACUCCUACGAAAUUCGGUGACACUUCCAGUCCAAUCCUACAAGCAUUAAAGGAGGGAUUCUUCGGCAUAGUUACGGAGCUUCAGAAAGUGUAUAUUAACACGUACUCUGGUCAGACGAUUAAGUGGGAGGAGGGCAAUCCUGAAACUACAUUCUGCGCCAAAGCCUUCCUCAGUGCACUCGAAUUUCUAAAUGAGGACCUCAGCUAUUUGAGAGAGCAAUGUACUGAGAAGUGGUCGCCUAAACAGAUCUAUGCCUCAAGCAGUCUCGGCACAUUCCUCCAUAAAUGCGGCUACGGCGUUGCUACUCUCGAAUCCAAGCAGGACGGUGAGCUACGUAAUAAGCCUGACUGCAUGGGUUCAGAUGUACGCGGGUUCCUUGUCGGCGAGGGAUACACUGAAGUUUAUAACUCCAAAUCCAAUAUCAAACACGCAUUACAAUACAUUUACGACUACCUUCCCGAUUAUUACGAUGUUUGCCACCUGUCCACUUCAUCCUCCAAAAGACCAUGUUCCGUCUACGAAAUGCUAUGCUGGCUUACCGGGCUUCCGCACAAUAAGGCAUAUAAUGAGUUGUUACUACACGGUCUAAGUGAUAUGUUUGUAGACCCAAAGCGGCAGGAAAAAGAGGUCGACGGUGACAUUGAGUUCACAGUGGAUCGGACGGAACACGUGCACAUCGACGCGUAUCCAAACCGACUUACUUACGAGAACACCUGCAAUCUCGUCGAUCAUAUCUGUGCUAAAUCGCACGACGUAUUGUGUCGAAUCCUUGGCACCGGUGACGAGAACACCAUGUACGCUGUCGAUUACUCCACCAACUCACUCAAGUUGUACUACCCCUCUUCGGGUGAGGAAUGCCUUGACAUGUUCCUCAACAUUUUGCGUAGAUUGUUCCCACCACUCAAAUACUUGCAAACGCAAUGUGGCAUUGCCGCAAACGAAUUCGGCUGGGCUGGUUGCCGUUAUGGCAAGGAUGUCCAUACAACCAAAUGGCCAUGUAGCGGACACUCAAGCAGUGAAGCAACGUGCCAUGCAAAUUGUCAAACAACGUGCCAACCUACGUGCCAACCAAAAUCGCCACUAAUGAGCUACCUAAACGAUUGCCUUCCGGGUCAUUUACCUCACGCCCUGACUGGCAUUGGUUGCAAAGCCAAAUGUUCAACCUGCCCGAAAUCCACGCCCGGGAUGCCGUGUAUCACGCCACUUGGAUUCAGGUGUUUCUCCGGGACCAAGCGUGAAGGCAGAGACAUAAGUGACGUGCUAGGCAAAUUCUUUGACAACGGCAACCUUAAGGUCCUAUUCAGCUUGCAAGCUAAAACUCCAUCUACGUUACCGGAACACUUCGGUUUUGCAUUAUCCUUUGUAAAAGGGUGGAGUGAUGUGACAGAUACACGAAAUCAUAGCAUUAAGCAGUCCAUUGAAGCAUCCAUCGCCGACCGGUCUAUUAAUCUAUAUGAGCCACCCAGCACGCUCACCGACAAACUGCGUGACGCAUAUGGUAGUAAGCAUAUUCCUCAUCUCAAUAAGCCACAUCUAUCUGUAUACGCUGACUUGUCAAGUCUUGCGGUAGCUAAACCAUGUUCGGUUAAGGAUGUCAACUGCGCUCCUUAUCUCUCAUCCCUAUGCAUCGAUACAUAUCAUCACCUUGCAAAGAAGCAAUCCAACACAUACCUCUCCUGGGCCAUCUACCUCCCGUGGACAUUCUGGGAUCUGCUCAACAAUCUCUACAACGCCUUCUGCUCCAUCAACUGCCAGGACUGGGGAUGCCGUGGAUGUCUCCGCGGUGACAAGUGCAAGAAGGGGGGGCAUGGUGUUGUUGAUGAAGAUAAGCCAUCUGCCAUUUGUCAAUGCAGAUCCAUCGUUGACUGCAAGGGCGUCGCACCAACGCUCUACCAGUAUGGUUUCGUCUUUGGUGAAGCGUCGACGCUGAAUGACAAGGCAUCGCCGAAGACGUGUUCCGAUUUCUGUAGUCAGUUGAAGAAUGUGUUGCAUUCGAAAUAUUUCGAGAGAUUGUUCGAAGAGUGUGACAACUUCCUGUGGAAGAUCCGUGAACCAUUCUCCUACCUUGUCCUUGCCCUCUGGCUUUUCUCCUUCCUGUACCUCCUCCACAUCAUGGUCAUCCGCCUCGACCUCCUCCACAUCAAAUCGCAUCUACAUAGUCCCUCAUCACAUCGCAUAGCUGCCCAAUCACUGCUCGCUGCUGGACGUGUUAACAAGCUUAACAGGGUGUUUUAUCUGCAACCAUAA
This is a messenger RNA of Babesia bigemina, 5193 nucleotides long. RefSeq lists its product as hypothetical. The record is from RefSeq and is a predicted model, not a curated record. NCBI's taxonomy places the organism in Eukaryota, Apicomplexa, Aconoidasida, Piroplasmida, Babesiidae. The coding region runs from base 1 to 5193 and encodes 1730 amino acids. The transcript has a single exon.